AGUAGAUAUCGAUACUCGUUCUCUGCUGAGCCGCACAUUUGUUGUCGCGUUGUAAAAGGCUGCGGAACCCAGUUAUUUGUGCAGUAGGGACAGUGAAAAAUGUUGUAAUAUUACCACGAUAGCACGGCCAGUGAUCUGUUCGAAAAUAAGGAAGCUGAGUGUUAUUCCCUCUCUGUCUGGCACACGCAACUAUGCCUGCGCCUUGCUAUUUGAAUAGUUGAUGUUGCAACUGGCGUAGAGUGAUCGAGUGGCCAUCAUGUCGGACAAGAUCAGCACAUCCUUGGCAGCCCAACUGCACUCCCAUGCCCUGGCAUCGGCGGAAGGUGGUGCUGGAGUGAAUGGUGGUGCUCCUGUGUGCCAUGCCAGCACUGAGAAGGACAUCCAGGCUCCCCUCCAGUUCGAAAUGGAUGCCCCGGCUGCUGUGAUCGGCGCCCAGUUGAACUUUAAAAUCGUGCCCGCCGACAGUUUGCCCGGGCUGAGCCACCAGGACAUGUUCGCCUCUAUGAAUACAUCACAAAUCUCCAAUGCCUCCACGGAGUCCAGCUGCAGUCCGCUUAUCCAGGGCAUGGUACCGCCUCCAAAACCCAGUCGACAUAUGGCUGUGCAGCCGCUGAAUAGCAAGUCCUGCCGAUUUCCCAAGCUUGAAGAGUGCGCUCACUUCCACUAUGAACGGGUCCAGCUGGGCCCGCUAUCCGUGCAACUUUUGGAUGACAAAUCGGAGCACAUGGGCAGUAGUAUUGCCUCUCAGUCGAUCGGCGGCGAUCUUCCGCACAGCUCUCUGCGCAGCUUUUCCCCGGAGAGCUGCUGGUUCAUCAUCCGCGUGUGCCCACAGCGCUGCGAACCGUUCCUGAUCAAGCGCAGUUUCGAGAAUAUGCAGCUUCUGGACGAGAUGCUCCAUCGGUGCGUGUAUGAUCGCAAGAUAAGUGGAUUGCGCAACAUGGAGGAGUUGGCAGCCGAACUUCCAAGCGAGUCGGAUGUGGAGUAUGCGGUCGCCAAGUACCUGGAGCGUUUUUCGAAGAUCGCCUCCGAUUCGCUGACCUGCGGCACCAUUCUCACCUGGCUGCAGUUGGACAAUAAGGGGAGGCGACUUCCCUUGGCGGAUGGUGAGACACAAAGGACGAUCAAUACCCCGGCGGUGGGUGCCGCCUACGGAGUGAGGCGUUAUCAGGCACAAGCUCCCGAUGAGAUCAACAUCGAGGUGGGCGACAUGAUCUCCGUGAUCGAUAUGCCCAGUCCGGCGGAGUCGGUUUGGUGGCGCGGCAAGAAGUCCCACCUGCAGAAGUCCCUUUAUGAGGUGGGCUUUUUCCCCCAAUCCUGUGUGGCCACCAUCGGCGAUAAGGUGCCCAGGAAUUUUCCAAUGCCAGCUCCACUCGUCGGCCACCUGGAUGCUUCCCCCACCAAGCCGGUGCUGCGUAAGCACGGCAAGCUGAUCGCCUUCUUCCGCUCCUUCAUACUGUCGCGACCAUCUCGUCGUCGCCUAAAACAGAGCGGCAUCUACCGUGAGCGCGUCUUUAACUGUGACCUGUCCGAGCACCUGCUCAACAGCGGCCAGGACAUUCCCAUGGUUCUCCGCUCCUGUGCGGAGUUUAUCGAGAACUAUGGCGUUAUCGACGGCAUUUACCGGCUCUCUGGCAUCACCUCUAACAUCCAGCGGCUGAGGCGUGCCUUUGACGAGGAGCGAGUACCGGAUUUGGGUAACCCCGAGAUGAAGCAGGAUAUCCAUGCGGUCAGCUCGCUGCUCAAGAUGUACUUCCGUGAGCUUCCAAAUCCUUUGUGCACCUACCAGCUGUACGACAACUUUGUGGAGGCCAUCCAAGUGAAGGCCGACGAGGCGGACGAGCGGCUGCGACUCAUGAAGGAGACGGUCCUUAAGCUUCCACCUCCGCACUAUCGAACACUUAAAUAUCUGGCCGAGCACUUGUAUAAGGUGUCGCAGCACCACGAGCGUACUGGAAUGACGGAUAAGAAUCUGGCCAUUGUGUGGGCACCGAAUCUACUACGUUCGCCCGCCCUCGAGUCAGGGGGCGUGGCCGCCCUGCGAGGAGUGGGCGUUCAAGCGGUGGUCACAGAGUACCUGAUACGGAAUUGCCAUAACAUCUUCGAUGCUCUGGAGGAUCACCCGGCGCGUCAGUGCAUGGUGACAAGUGCUGCUGCUGCUGCUUCCAAUGCGCCGGGUGGAGAGCUACGUUUGGAGUCACUCACAGAUUGCGAAAGUCUUCUGGUGGAACAGCGGGAGCAGGAUCAAUCUUUGGGCAUGGUGGAGCGUCCGAAGAGCCUGAGCACCGGUGGAGCCAAGUUGAUAAGCCUGGAAGAGGCGCAAGAACGACACUCGCGGGUCGAGGGCGGUGAUCUCAAACAGUCUCUGCCUAUUAGCAUGCUGACGAGUGCAAGUAGCAAUGCGGCCAGCAACAUUGGAUCUUAUAUCGAAGUGGGCGGUGGUCCGUCUAGUUUGCCGGAUAAAUACCACACCGUACUUUCGGCACCACGCAGCUGGCAAAAGCGAAAACCGGACAAGACCCCCUCCUGGAAGUCGAUAUUCACCCGCAGUCAGCGGCAGGGCAACCCGGAUCCUGGCCAGAAAAUCACGACCGAUGCCAAGGAUUCCGUUGCUUCCCGGGUAAGCUUUGUGCAGGCUUCGCAUGCGCAUGCCAGCAAGGAACUGACGAAGCACGACAAACCCAAAUCUAUUGAACUGCUAGAGACAACAAACAAUGAACGCGAUCCGAAACCGAUGGAUCUGUGCAUACGCUCCAAUUCGAUUGAUAGCCUACGCACGGUGGGACAUUCGAGGAGCGUUUCGCAUGACUCCUACUUCGAUCUGUUGCAGUCGCCGCAACGGGGUCACAUGACCACCUGUCCGUCGCGCGAGCUCUCCGAAUUGGGACUGAAUUUCGACCGUGAGGAGCCGGAAAUGCGCAUCUUCUCGGAGAGCGAGUCCUUGGUCAGCUCCCCGCGGGUGGGCAAGGAGAAUGUACCGCCUGCCUCUGGAUGUGCCACCCGUCGCAUAAUGCGCGCCCGUCCUGAGGAGUUCUCCAGUCAGACGAACAGCGUUAAUCCCAGUCCCAAGAAGCAACCACGUCUCAAUCUACUGUCUCCCAGUGCAGCCAGGACCAUGCCGCCACUACCUUCUCCAGCGGCUGCAGCUGCAUCAUCCACCUCCUGUGGCCACGAAUCCGCUGGAGCAGAGAACUGUUGCAAGCGCUACAAGUUGGAGGAUCAGUUGUGCGACAUUCAGUUCAUUGACUGCGGCACUCCGGAAAAUGUGCCCACUGCACAGCAACAGUUCGCCAGUGUCGAAGUGCAUCCGCCGCCAAAGCCGGCGCGGGCAGCCCAAUCCCCCAUUUCGCCAUCGAAGGGUGCACCUGGUGGAUCCUCCUCCUCCUCGUUGACCCGCUACAGCUAUCCGUCGGUGCAGCUGGGGGCCAAGCGGAAGGAGCAGCAGGCUGCCAAGGAGCGAUUUAGCUAUCAGGGCACCUUCACGCAGCCGGGACAGAAGCAGGAACCACCUGCUCCGAGAUCAGUGCAUACCAACAAUACCGCACUUCUAAGGAAACCACGAGUGGAACUUCUGGAUGAUGGCCAGACCAAGCUCGCUGUGCCCACGCCCACAACUCCUGCCCGCAGUCCUCGUUACUCCUUGCUGUUAUGUGACACCGAAAGCUCCGAGAACAGUUCGGCGGUCAACACGCCGCAGUACGACAUGGAGCCCCUCAUGCUGACCUCGGCCAUGUCCGGCGUAUCCGGAGUUUCAUCAAACAUGCAGCAGCAGCUGCUUUUGGGUCUGGAUGCGGCCAGCAGUUAUCUGGGCAGCUCGCACGAGAGUCUGGGCCAACACUUCAACAACCUUCAGGAUGCUGAGCAACGUGAUAUGAAUGCUCUAAAGCGGGAGCUAUCUUUAGACCUUCAACCAAUGCAGCCACGAUUGCCACAGCCGGCGAAUCGAGCUGCCACAUUGCCAGUGAAGGAACAACUGCAGGCAGCGGCGGCGGCGGCCAUGUGCUCCUCCCCCAACAACUCCAAUUUCACGGACAAUACUAGUCAGUCGGUGACGCCCAGCGAGUUUGGGUACCAGCAUUUGCAGCGGCAACUGAGCAUGCACUCACUGCUGGCCACCGAUGAUAGUUCGCCGGUAUACGAGGAUUUUGAACAGACUCCCGUCAAGAUGGUGGCCACCAGCCCGAUCAAGUCAACCAUUAGCAUAACGUACAAGUCCCCGGAAAAGGAGAAGAAACCUUCGGCACUUUUGGAGACAAAUUUCGAUGAAAACAUUGUCUAUGAGCAGGUGAAGCUGUUCCGCAACUCGGUUACCGAAGUGAAUCAAAUGCUGCAUGAGCGGUCCAGCCUAAAAAAGAUAGCUGAGGAGGAGCAGCAGGAUGGGUGUGCCUUUAAGGCUGCGGAGAUGACCCAGCAACUGCUGCAGCUAGAACAGGAACACCAGGAGCAGGAGCAGGAGGCGGAAGAGCCGGAGGACGAAGAGCAGUCCCAGUUGCUCUACGAAAACAUCGAGCUGCGCAAACCGAAAACAGUUUACGAAAACCUACGUGGCGAGGAGAUGAAAUUCAACAUAGAAGAACAAAAGCCUAGUAGUGAUAGAAUCGAACUCGAUAGUCUAGACAGUUUGCCGGACAACAUGGAGCACGAGCAGUCCUCACCCAGCAAGUCGCCCUCAUUCAGUGUCAAGGAGUUGGCCAACAAAUUCGAGAGCUCGCCGGUGGAGCAACUGCCCUGCUUCGAUUUUUCGGUGCGUGGUGGUUCCAUGAAGAAGCCCAAUGAGCUGAGCGUGCCCAAGGCCAUGCCAGCACCAGUGCCGCUAAAGAAACUGAGCAGCAGUGCCCAGAAGAUAACGCGGUCGCUGGAUGAAAACGCGUUUGUUCGGGAGUUCGGGGGUAAGCAGCUGCAAGAUCUGUCGGCUUCGGGCAAGCUGCCUGAGGUUAUGCCAGAGCUCAACAGCAGGCGCAAGAGCUUCGACUUUACGCGACCCAAAACCCUGAAUCCACCAAAGCGUUUGCCGGGUAUGAGCAUCACCGAGGAGAUCUGCCAGAAGCGCGGAGGAGAACCGGAGCCCAUCACUCCCACCACCGAGAAUCGCAUUUCGCUUAUUCAGCAGAAUAAUAUGCCUAAGGAUCAGCAGACGGCCGCUAAUCAGUUCCUGCCUCCGGCGGGACGCAAGAGCGUGCUAACCGGUGUGAUCCUGGAUCGCGAACGCAUCGACAAGAUUAAGGAGGAAAGGCGUCAGCAGUUGACGCAGAAGUACUACGGCGACACUCUCAAAUCUCGCUCGCGCACGGAACUCAAUGCGGAGGACAACUUUCAGGCAGCCGAAUCUCUGCGCAUCAAGUCGAAGUCCCGCGGCGAUAUGCACACCCUGCAAAAGGACAUGGACAUGAAUCUGAGGCAGUUGACCCGAGAGCCUGCGGGUGGAUCGGAGAGCACCCUCCACAUGGGCUUGAGCCAGGGUAAUGGACAAGAACAACUGGGACAGCAGCGGGUGCGGCGCAUUUCGGACGAGAAAAAUCAAAAUUGUGAUACCAGUAAUGGUGGCGUGAGUGGAAUAACAUCCACUUCGCUCCUCAGCGUCAAGACGGCGGCCCAGAAAUAUGGAAGCACCAGCAAGGCACCAGCGAAUAAGUUUGAACGUGGCCAGCCGAUGCCACGCGAGCGUUUGCAGCGGAACUCGUUGGCCGAGAGCAAUAUAGGCACCAACAACAGAGAAAAGAUCUCACCACAAUUCUCAAUACGCGACGUGACAGCGAUGUUCGAAUCUCGUUCACAAAACCAAUAGGCUAAGGCAACUUUAGCAACUAAUUACAUCGAAAUAUUGAGACCGCUACCUACAUAUAAUCACAGUACUGGCGCAACAGCAUAUAUAUGCAUAUAAGAGCAUAUAUAUUUUAUUUAGUUUUUAAACAUUCACUUAAGCGCAUCCAAAUUCUCGAAAGUGUUAUUGAUAUUUACGGCGCAAGCGGCUCCAAAGACAUUCAGAUUUACAACGCCGCGCUUGAUUGCAACAUUUAUAAUGAUACUGAUAAUCAUAAUGACGACGCUUUGCGCCUUGAAUCAUAUGCAAAAUUCAAUUUUGUUUUGAAGAAGCAUGAAGAGAGUUUAACUAAAAGACCAUCAUCAUCACACCCCGAAAGUCCUUCGAUCCUAAACAAUGCAUAUUGUUAUUGCAUUUUAGGCGUUUCUUUACUUAGGUGUUAAGUUUCAUUCGUUUAACCUUAAAAGAAAAAACAGUGAAUUCAGAAUAUUUGAAUUUAAUUUUGGUUUGUUUUUGCGUGAUUUGUGUCUCGAAUGUUUUUAUUUUCUUGUUUUGCGACUAAAUUGUGACCCGAAUGUAUCGGAAUGAAUCGUUUUCUUAAUUUAAAAUUAAAGCAUUUUCAACAACUUAAACAAGUUGUUCUAAGUUAAUUAUUAUACGAUUAAUUUAUAUAUAUUUUUUAAAACAAUAAACUCAAUUGCAUUGUCA
Messenger RNA from Drosophila rhopaloa, 6466 nucleotides. RefSeq names its product GTPase-activating protein CdGAPr (gene CdGAPr). Gene Ontology annotation, molecular function: GTPase activator activity; protein binding. Gene Ontology annotation, biological process: small GTPase-mediated signal transduction. The record is from RefSeq and is a predicted model, not a curated record. The transcript is spliced from 8 exons. Bases 257 to 5782 code for a protein of 1841 amino acids. NCBI's taxonomy places the organism in Eukaryota, Metazoa, Arthropoda, Insecta, Diptera, Drosophilidae.